UAUCAGGAUUUCGCUCCCCUUCCUUGCAGCUGACAGAGGAGGCCUGAGAGCGCAGUAGUAACUCCUUGCAGUUCUAGGGUGUAACACUCUCCUCCAGGGAGCUCCAGGCUGUGCAGACAUUAUUGAUCUCCUGCCUGGCAGAAGUUGAACCUCUGAGUGUUUAAGCUAUUUACCUCUGGACAGUCAACCAGCCAAGGAAAAAUUUUGCUCUAGCAUCCCCAUUCUCAUCACUUGGUUAGUCACAGGCUGUGACUUUACCCUACAGCCUCUGUCUGGGGACAGGCCUUCAUAAAUGCUGUUCCCAGCUUCUAGGGUCACAGCAGGUUCUAAUGUGGGAACAGGAAGUCCAGCAAAUAGUGAGGAAGGUGGCUGCUCUAUGGCUCUGUGAUUUUAGAGCCAUGUUUUGCCAGAAGAGCAAGGAGAGCAGACAGGCUUGUCUGAAAGCCCUCCCUCUUAAAUAGCAUAUAAAGAAAUUUCUUUCUCUUCAGCCUCCCCACACUCCCAACUUUUGUCCUUGAGAAAAGGUUCAACACUUCUGAGUCUUCAGUGGAACAGAAAUAAACUGAGCCAGUGCUUGAUUGUCUCUAUAGCAAUCCACCCUUCCCUAAUUGAGUAUGUGGUUUUCAUUCAUUUUCUCUCAUUGGUUCCUUUAUUUCCACUCCAUCACCCUAUGUUCACUCUGGGCAGGGAGCUAAUAGGUCUGCUUAGGUUACAGGGUGGUUUUGAAUUUGGCCAGCUUUACUGCAACAUAUAGCCAACUGUUUGUAUGUCUUUCAAAGGUUUAGAAUGGAGCUCAGAUACCAUACCCCAAAGAUGCUGGCAGAGACAUUCUGACUCAUUAAGGGAGAGCUGGCUGAUAGCAGAGAGGGGUGACAUCAGCCUUGCAGACAUUGCCCUGGGGAAUUCUGAGCAGUGUUGCUCACAGCACCACCUGGCCAGAUGGAGACCACCAUGGGGUUCAUGGAUGACAAUGCCACCAACACCUCCACCAGCUUCCUUUCUGUGCUCAACCCUCAUGGAGCCCAUGCCACUUCCUUCCCAUUCAACUUCAGCUACGGCGACUAUGAUAUGCCUUUGGAUGAAGAUGAGGAUGUGACCAAUUCCAGGACGUUCUUUGCUGCCAAGAUUGUCAUUGGGAUGGCCCUGGUGGGCAUCAUGCUGGUCUGCGGCAUUGGAAACUUCAUCUUUAUCGCUGCCCUCGUCCGCUACAAGAAACUGCGCAACCUCACCAACCUGCUCAUCGCCAACCUGGCCAUCUCUGACUUCCUGGUGGCCAUUGUCUGCUGCCCAUUUGAGAUGGACUACUAUGUGGUGCGCCAGCUCUCCUGGGAGCACGGCCACGUCCUGUGCACCUCUGUCAACUACCUGCGCACUGUCUCUCUCUAUGUCUCCACCAAUGCCCUGCUGGCCAUCGCCAUUGACAGGUAUCUGGCUAUUGUCCACCCGCUGAGACCACGGAUGAAGUGCCAAACAGCCACUGGCCUGAUUGCCUUGGUGUGGACGGUGUCCAUCCUGAUCGCCAUCCCUUCCGCCUACUUCACCACCGAGACGGUCCUCGUCAUUGUCAAGAGCCAGGAAAAGAUCUUCUGCGGCCAGAUCUGGCCUGUGGACCAGCAGCUCUACUACAAGUCCUACUUCCUCUUUAUCUUUGGCAUCGAAUUCGUGGGCCCCGUGGUCACCAUGACCCUGUGCUAUGCCAGGAUCUCCCGGGAGCUCUGGUUCAAGGCGGUCCCUGGAUUCCAGACAGAGCAGAUCCGCAAGAGGCUGCGCUGCCGCAGGAAGACGGUCCUGGUGCUCAUGUGCAUCCUCACCGCCUACGUGCUAUGCUGGGCGCCCUUCUACGGCUUCACCAUCGUGCGCGACUUCUUCCCCACCGUGUUCGUGAAGGAGAAGCACUACCUCACUGCCUUCUACAUCGUCGAGUGCAUUGCCAUGAGCAACAGCAUGAUCAACACUCUGUGCUUCGUGACCGUCAAGAACGACACCGUCAAGUACUUCAAAAAGAUCAUGUUGCUCCACUGGAAGGCUUCUUACAAUGGCGGUAAGUCCAGUGCAGACCUGGACCUCAAGACAAUUGGGAUGCCUGCCACCGAAGAGGUGGACUGCAUCAGACUAAAAUAACCCCCUGGACUUUGCAAAGUUUAAACGCAAAGCAGGGUCCUGUGGACACUGACUAGUGUGCUUGGAUGCACAUCAACCUGGAACUUUUUGUUUGCUGCAGAGGGUAAGGUAAAUGGACCACUCUGUGAGCAAUGUUUUCAAGAGCUCAGAGUUUCUAAAAUGCAUGUGACCAGACACAAUCAACAGUGGCAUUUGCUGAAUGUCUAAUUUGCACGCCAGUAGGUACUGGUAAAACCUAUAUAUGUUGAUGGCAUUUAGUUGGCAAAAUGAAAUUGGAAUUAAACCAAGGAAAAUGUGGUGGUGUAAAUAGAAAUAAGGGAGUUUCCACAAAAGAACUGGAGUAGGUAUCUAGGAUUGCAAUACAUGUGUUCGUAGUGUGAGAGUAUCUCUGGGCCAGACACUAAUCUAGCCCAUCUCUGGGAAUAUUCUUCCACUGGACUUCACGCCUAACAUUUGCAAGGCUGGAGCAAGAAUAUGAAAGAGACUCUAGGCUCCUUCUGCAGCCCUUCUCCUCUCAUCUUUCAUGGCGAGGGGCCUUGCAUGCAUGUGCAUGGACAUCCCAGUAUUCAUGGCCAAGUUCUGUGCAAACUCUUCCUCCCACACUGCUCUAUGGCCACCCUCAGGCCCAGGGCUCUGCACAUAGGUGGUAAGGCUCUUCAUCAGAAGGACUGGCUUGGCGAAGAAGACACAUAGACCCUGGAUGCCAUUUGGACAGGGAAUUAUGGGGUUCUGGGUACCUGGAGUAAGUCCAGAGGGGGAAGCCUGGAUUCAGGGUAAGCAUGUCCCGGGGCUCCAUGGACUUUUUGCCUUCAGUGAGAAGGGAGGUGCAAGUGGAGGAGAGUCAGAACAGGAAGGCAAAACUGGAAGCAUGCGGGGCUCAGUGCAGCUCAGGUGUGGCAGGGGCUCAGGCUCUCCAGGUACACAGAUGAUACCAUUCCCACCUGUUAUUUCAUUUGGACCAAUUAGGCUUCCCCUUAAGUCCUUCCCUUCCCUCUCACGCCUCCACACUUGUGAAGCAUAGAAUCUUUGAAAGUGGACACAAUACCUCCUGGAUGUGGCCUUCAUUCAUUUUUCUGUUUUCACCAGCUCUCAAAUGUGAGUGAUGAAGAGUUCCCUCCUAACCAGACAGCAUGGUAAGGUAUCCUCAUCGAUAUGAUUUGAGGGCAAGAUAUCCUUAUUACUGGCACCUGAAUCCCAUCCUAGUCUUUGUUCCUUUGGAUUAAGACUUGCUUUGCUUCUAAAAUAGGGGUCCUCUUAGGAGGGAUAAGCCACACAUUUCUAGUCCUCAGUGUGAAUGAAGUCAUGUGAUCCAGUGGCAGGGGAUGCAGGUCAGAUGCAUCUUCCAGAAGUCUGGGCACCCAGGAAAGAAGGGGACACACAGAUGGGUAGUGUCAGACCAAACAAUGAGCUUCAGUGACCCCAUAGGUUGUUGAAAACUCAUCCCACUUUCUAACCUGCCUCCUUUGUUUGAUGUUUUGAGUUUUGGAGUUUGGUAUUUUGGAGUUGGGAGAUCUGAGAGCCAGACUUGACUCUGUCAACUGUGUAGCCCUGGGCAAAGCCUCUCCGAGGGGACAAAGGUAACACCUUUGUCCUUCUGUGAUACCUUCUGUGAUACCUUCUGACCGAGUGGCUAUGAGAAGCCAAUGAGACAAUACGUGGGAGAUGCCUUUAACCACACAAGUUAUCCAAAGGAUGGACUAGGAACUACGUGUAGUGCGCCUGGACAAGAAAAACCUCUUACUUUGGCUUGUGUAUUCAGAAACCUGGCCGUCUCCACUUUUAUUUUUCUUUGUGUAAAUUAUUCCUUUGUGCUUCAUAACAGUGCUGUAUGCAUUAUGUGCCUAAUAACAUGGUUGUGCAAACAAGGUCAUGAGAUUUGCUGGUAGACGCAUAAAGGAAAGGGUGGCUGAGUCUCCGGUUAGAAGAUGAGUUUAGGGGUUUGGAAACUCCAGAAUCGGAGUAUCUUUGUGGUACUGGAAGUGCUGAUCAUCUUCCCAUGCCUGUUCCCAGCCAACUUGAAUCUGGGCGAUGGAAUAGUUGUUUCUCAAUCUGUUUUUAUUCUCACGAGUGUGUAGGCUACAGCGUGUACUUGUCUUUUUCUUAUUUAACUCUAGAGCAGUGCACUUACAAGGUUAUUUAAGUGGCACCUGUGUGACAUGUUCCCCUCCAAAUAUAGUCAACUCCUUAUUUUGGGCAGCAAAGUUUAUUUUGUAUAGUUACUUUAUUUCCCUGAAAGACACAUUACAAAAACCUAUUUAUUUCUUCCCAUUUAUCACCCAGUAGACUUACCCUACAAUUUAAUCAGAAUGCUCUUGGAGAGUAAAAUUAAUUAAAAUAUUAGCCUAAACCAAAAUGCAUUGGAAGGCCAUUUUUAUUUUUUAUAUAAGAUCAUAUAUUGCAUUCUAAAAUCUGGAAGGUUAGCUUUUAUAUUAAAAAGUUAAAAAUGAUACAAUUUAUUGUCAUUAUGUUCACCGCUUUCAUUAAGAAUGCUAAACAAGAGUUGAUUGUAUUAAACAGGAGCUUUUUAUAUGCGACAACCAAACCCCACUCUGCUUUUCAGCCUAAAAUGUAUCAAUUUUUCACUCAACUAUCUGUAUUACUUCCAAAUAUUAGUGUCUGCUUGUAAUUUUAUAGUGAAUGAGAGUGUUGUGUUGUUAUCAAGUGAAAUGAAAAUACUUGGAUAUAC
Molecule: messenger RNA, 4807 nt
Organism: Gorilla gorilla gorilla (western lowland gorilla)
Lineage: Eukaryota; Metazoa; Chordata; Mammalia; Primates; Hominidae
Gene: PROKR1
Product: prokineticin receptor 1
Exons: 2
Coding region: 940-2121 (393 amino acids)
Biological process (GO): neuropeptide signaling pathway
Cellular component (GO): plasma membrane
Molecular function (GO): neuropeptide Y receptor activity
Source: RefSeq, a predicted model, not a curated record